Miscanthus lutarioriparius is the source of this 570-nucleotide messenger RNA. Lineage: Eukaryota; Viridiplantae; Streptophyta; Magnoliopsida; Poales; Poaceae. The record is from the annotation of a GenBank genome assembly.
AUGGAGACCGGCGUGGGCGUGGACGCGGCCAGCGUCCUCAUGCUGCUCUCGCGGCGGCAACAAGAAGGCGGCGCGACGAGGACGGCGGGGGCUCGGCCUCGGCGCGUGUUCGAGUGCAAGACGUGCGGCAGGAGGUUCCCGACGUUCCAGGCGCUGGGCGGGCACCGCGCCAGCCACAGGCGCCCCAAGCCCUACCCCUACCCCAACGACGAACCGGGGCUACGCCGGGCGAGGCUGGAUGAGCCGCACGACGGCGAGUGCGCCCCGUGGCUGCACGGCUGCCCCACCUGCGGCCUCGAGUUCGCGGUCGGCCAGGCGCUAGGCGGGCACAUGCGUCGGCACCGGACUGCCGCAGCCGGCUCCGAAUGUGAACUCCGCUCUUGGGACGCGAACGCGACGUCGGUUGAGAAAGCCGACGUUGGCGCUGGCUGUGGUGCCAGUGGAAUCUGUUUGGACUUGAGCCUGGCGCCGUCGGAGAACUGCGCCAAGUGCCGGAAUAACGCUGUGUUCGGCAUCACAGACGACCAUGGCGUACGGAAAUCACAGAUAUUGGACUGCCCUCCUCUUUGA